AUCUUGGCAGGUGCCCGGGGGCUAGAGGAGGGCAGCGGAGCCCGGGACUGGGUAGCCUCGGCUGCGGCAGUACCUGGAGCACAGGAGACUCCCGAGGGCGCUGCAGCAGCCACUCCUCUCUCCUCCAGCCGAGGGGUGGCCCUAGAGGGGACCCAGAGGGGUCCCGGGGGGCCGGGGCUAUGAAAUGAGGUUCAAGCAAGGGAGUUUGCUCGCCCUGCUGACAGUGGGAGCCUUCCUCUCCUUUUCCUGGCUCAGCGCUGAAUGGGGGCGUCGGAGAGGAAAUGAUGCCAAAACUUAUAAAAACCAGAUUUUGAAGUUUCAGGAAAAACUGUUAUUUUUACAAGAAGAAAAUAAAAAAAGAUCUCUGGAGUUGUUGAAUGCCUUGAAUCAGAUCAAAUGUACCACUUCAGAAAGAACAGUUCCUGCUGCAGAACUUAAAGGUGAUAUGAAUUUGAAAACCCUUGGAUUUUCCAGCUUAGACUUCAUGAAGCUUAGCAGUUUAUAUUAUCAUCUGCCUCAUCUAAGGGCUCAUGAAAACAAUAUUUAUCCAAAUAUAAUCUUUGGGAAAAAUAGAACAGGAGUCUCUGUGGUGAUGGGUGUUCCCACCAUAAAAAGAGAAAAAGAAAGUUACCUGAUACGAACGCUGACUUCUCUCUUCUUCCAAAUGUCCAGAUUAGAGGAAGAGGACUGUCUUGUGAUUGUCUUUGUAGCUGAGGUUGAUGAAGCUUAUGUUAAUGGUCUUGCAAAAAUGGUCAAAGAGAAAUUCCCCCAAAAAGUGAAUUCUGGAGUCUUAGAGAUGAUUUCUCCGCCUGCCUUUUUUUAUCCAUCUUUUUUAGACAUCAAGUUAAUGUUUGGGGACUCAGAAAAAAGAGUGAGGUGGAGGACCAAACAAAACCUGGAUUACAGCUUCUUGAUGCUGUACGCCCAAGAUAAGGGCAAGUUUUACCUUCAGCUAGAAGAUGAUAUCAUAGCCAAACCAAGGUACUUUACGGCAGUAAGGGAUUUUGCACUUAAGCAAACCUCUGAUUGGCUUGUACUGGAAUUCUCAAAGCUUGGGUUUAUUGGAAAACUGUUUAGAACCAAAGACUUACCUUUGAUAGUGCAAUUUUUAAUAAUGUUCUACAAAGAUAAACCCAUAGACUGGCUUUUGGAUCAUUUAUUCUAUGUGAAAAUAUGUCAUCCAGAAAAAGAUAGCCUUGACUGUGCGAAGCAAAAACAGAAGCUACGCAUUCAACAUCAACCUUCUCUCUUUCAACACAUGGGAAAGUAUUCAUCAUUGCCUGGAAAAAUACAGAAUUUGCAAGAUGCUGAUUUUGAAAAACAUAAAUUAUAUCCAUUACAUUCCAAUCCACCUGCGAGUCUGCAUACUUCUUUAAAAGUCCAUGAGACGUAUUCUUUGGAAAAUGCUUAUCUAAGAAAAGGAUUUUUCUGGGCUAUCUCUCCAAAAGCUGGUGACUAUAUGCUCAUACAGUUCAGUAACCCAUUGAACAUAAAGGAGUAUGUUUUUGCAAGUGGAAAUGUUCAACAUCCCGGAGAUAAGCUUUUCAAUACUAUUGUAGAAAUUUUACCUGAAAAUGAAACAGAUUUUUUGUCAAAUUUGUUAAGAAAUGGAAGUAAAUUUGACUACGAAGCAACCAAUAAUGGGUUUUUUAAAAUAGGUACAUUUGAAAAUGGAGUAGCACAAGGCAUCAUCAAUCCUGCAGUAGGAAAAAUCAAGGCUUUUCGUUUAACUGUGCUAUCAGAUUCACCUGUGUGGGCUAUAGUGGGUGAGAUAUUUAUCAAGCACCAAAUACCUGUGGCCAGCAGCAAAGCUAUGUCUUCAAGGUCCUGAACAGCUGAUGCCUGCCCACUCCCACUGUUACUGCCUCUCCAAGGCAGAUCUUAUGAGGCAAAAGUAAUGCAGACAUUGGUACUGCCAAGAUAGAAGACCAGCAGGCAGAGGAAAGAUGACCUCUCCACUUCUGCCUUAGCCCACCUUGUGCUGUUCUUCAGUUUUAUCUGGUGCAUUAAUACGGAAGCUACUCUAAGCCAUAAAAUCAGUUCUCAGACCCUGCUGCCCCACUGUCGACUGGCCACCUAGCUGUCCUAGGCAGCCUUUCCAGGGAAAUCAUUGGUGUUACACCCUGUUGG
Molecule: messenger RNA, 2130 nt
Organism: Vombatus ursinus (common wombat)
Lineage: Eukaryota; Metazoa; Chordata; Mammalia; Diprotodontia; Vombatidae
Gene: MGAT4D
Product: MGAT4 family member D
Exons: 16
Coding region: 185-1831 (548 amino acids)
Biological process (GO): protein N-linked glycosylation
Cellular component (GO): endoplasmic reticulum; Golgi stack; endoplasmic reticulum-Golgi intermediate compartment
Molecular function (GO): acetylglucosaminyltransferase activity
Source: RefSeq, a predicted model, not a curated record